Molecule: messenger RNA, 1017 nt
Organism: Arachis ipaensis
Lineage: Eukaryota; Viridiplantae; Streptophyta; Magnoliopsida; Fabales; Fabaceae
Source: RefSeq, a predicted model, not a curated record
AUGUCUCAGCUGUGGAAACUAGUCUGUGUGCUGGUUGUUAUUGUAGUAGCCAUCAGUGUCCCUUUAAGCGAUGCUUCUCGCACAGUCCUAGAAGAUUAUUAUCAACUUCCUUCUACACCUCACGACGAUGAUUACGAUUAUUACUCUCCUUCUCCAUCUCCUAGUUCAUACGAAGAAGAUGAUGAAUUUGUGUAUAAUGAUGACAAUGAUUAUUAUUAUUCUCCUGCGCCUGCGCCUUCUACUUCCUAUCAAGAUGAACUUUACGACGAUUAUUAUUACUCCCCUGCCCCAUCUCCUUCAUACAUAGACGAUGACCAUGGCGAUUAUGAUUAUGAUAAUUACUCCCCUUCCCCUUCUCCUUCGUAUGAAGAUGAGUUUGGGUACAAUGAUGAUUAUUACUACUCUCCUUCUCCUUCACCUUCUUACGAGGAUGAUUAUUACUAUACUCUUGCUCCUGCUCCUUCAAAUGACGAUGAAUUCUACGAUGAUGAUGAUGAUGAUGAUUAUUACUACCCUGCUCCAUCUCCUUCUCCAUUCCAAGAUGAAUUGGAUUAUUACUCCUCUGCACCUUCUCCUUCGAAUUCACAAGAGGAAAACGUGCUCUUUGAUGGUGAAUAUUACUCUCCCUCUCGAUCACAGGCGUCACAAGCUAAUUACCUUGACGACAAUGAAGAAACUCUUAGUCCUACAGUAAUGUCCACGGAAACUACUAAUGAUGAUGACGCGGAAGCAGAAGCUGAAGCUGAUGAAGAUGAUCCCGCUACUGAAGUAGUAGUACCUAAUAAUAAUAAUAAUGAUGAUGGCGGUGAAGUGAUGAAUAACGAGCAAUACGUUGAGGAUGAGAAGAAGAGUAAUAAUAAUAAUAAUAAUAACAAAAGAGCGAUUGGGUAUGCGAUGGUGGGAAUAUGUUUGGCUGGAUUGGGAGUACUAAUUUACAAGAAGCACAAGAACAACAACCAGAGGCGCAACAACCACCCCAUGUAUGUACAGUUGUCUCAAAAUAGGGACUUUGCUUAA